Molecule: messenger RNA, 877 nt
Organism: Anopheles maculipalpis
Lineage: Eukaryota; Metazoa; Arthropoda; Insecta; Diptera; Culicidae
Gene: RpL6
Product: 60S ribosomal protein L6
Exons: 1
Coding region: 61-861 (266 amino acids)
Biological process (GO): ribosomal large subunit assembly; cytoplasmic translation
Cellular component (GO): cytosolic large ribosomal subunit; ribosome
Molecular function (GO): structural constituent of ribosome; RNA binding
Source: RefSeq, a predicted model, not a curated record
CACUAACCUCAAAAGGUUCUUUUCCCGGAGUGUGUUUCACUUAUUUACACGUGUUUCAGGAUGGCCCCUACCGAAACAAAGGCCGCCGCGCCGGCCAAGGUUGCCAAAAAAGUCCGAAAGGACCGUAAAAAGGUGCAGAAGGUCAACAAGUACCCGGCCAGUCUGCUCACGAGCGGAAUGUACCGUAUUGUACGCCGCAAAAUGAUCAAAACGCGCCUCCCGUACUCGUCGGAUGCCGAGAAGAAGACGAAGAAGCCCGUCACUGUUGUGAAGAAGAUUGGCGGUGCGAAGAACGGUGGCGAGCGUACGGUGCUGCUGCGUAAGAACAAGGCCGAUCUGCCAACGAAACGUUUCCCAAGCAAACCGACGACGAAGGCAUGCUUCCGCAACCACAAGCGCAACGUCCGCAAGUCGCUGAAACCGGGCAAGGUGCUGAUCCUGCUGGCUGGCCGCCAUAAGGGCAAGCGUGUGGUGCUGCUGAAGGUACUGCAGACGGGACUGCUGCUCGUGACCGGCCCGUUCCAGGUGAACGGUUGCCCGAUGCGCCGUAUCGCGCAGAACUACGUCAUCGCCACCGAUACGCGCAUCAAGCUGAAGGGCCUGAAGCUGCCGGAGCACAUCAACGACCGGUACUUCCGCCGCAUCCACCCGAAGAAGGACACACGUACCGAGCGAGACAUUUUCGCCCGCAAGGAGUUCAAGUACGUGCCGACCGAGCAGCGCAAGGCUGACCAGAAGGCCGUGGAUACUGCGGUGCUGACCGCUAUCAAGGGUCACAAGGACGGCAAGCUGAUCGUGCGCUACCUCAAGUCGAUGUUCUCGUUGCGCUCUAACAUGUUCCCGCACCGUAUGAAGUUCUAGAUUGUGUGUUUGUGUG